Molecule: messenger RNA, 3494 nt
Organism: Topomyia yanbarensis
Lineage: Eukaryota; Metazoa; Arthropoda; Insecta; Diptera; Culicidae
Product: TOM1-like protein 2
Exons: 8
Coding region: 537-2114 (525 amino acids)
Biological process (GO): signal transduction
Cellular component (GO): membrane; endosome
Molecular function (GO): clathrin binding; ubiquitin binding; phosphatidylinositol binding
Source: RefSeq, a predicted model, not a curated record
UUGAUAGUUGCAUUAUGCACUUUGGUCUGUCACAACAAGAAAAUUUUCUGCUGACUGAACCAUCCGCAGUAUUUUUUGAGUUUUGCAUCUCAUUUAGUGCCAUCCGUCUAGUUCAUUGAAAACACUAAUGUAAACAUUUCUGUCGUCUUUUUACUGCUGUUAACGUAACGUGGACGGUCUUCUUGUGCUGUCUGGUGCAUUUUUUUUCCCUGACGGAACAUGCUACAGCUUGUUCGCUGCGCCUACAAGUAGAGGGGUUGUAUUUUUGUGGAGAAAGGAUGAUUCAUAGCUCUUGCUUGCUAGAUGGGGAUGUUAUGUUGCAUACUGGAAACUUUUUCUAUGUGUGAACUCAACAUCAAGGGCAUUCUGUGUAAUUUUGAUGCGUAAAACCUAAUUGAGAAAGUAUAGUGUUUGCAAAAAUCAAAACGAAAUAAAACUAUUUUGUGAAAAUUCAAUAUCAACAGUGUAAUAGUGCGAUAAGAUCAAUAGUUGGUUUUGUAGAAAAAAAGGGACAUCUGAUUCGACCCGGCUGGAAAAUGACCUCAUUCUUCAACGUCAGUGCCCUCGGGGGUAAUCCCUUUUCGACACCGGUCGGACAAAGGAUAGAGCAAGCCACAGAUGCCAGUCUGGCUUCGGAAAAUUGGGCUCUCAAUAUGGAAAUAUGUGACAUGAUCUCCGAAUCCUCAGAUGGAGCACGGGACGCUAUGAAGGCAAUACGCAAGCGUCUUGCACAGAAUGCCGGCAAAAACUAUACAGUCAUAAUGUAUACUCUGACCGUGCUGGAAACGUGCGUGAAGAAUUGUGGAAAAGCCUUCCACGUUCUGGUGGCCAAUAAAGAAUUUAUUCAGGAGUUGGUCAAAUUGAUUGGACCAAAGAACGAUCCACCGCCCAUUGUACAGGAGAAGGUACUGAGUUUGAUUCAAAUCUGGGCGGAUGCAUUCCGUUCUCAGCCUGACCUCAACGGAGUGGUACUAGUGUAUCAGGAGCUCAAGAACAAAGGCAUCGAGUUUCCUGCAACCGAUUUAGACUCACUGGCACCCAUCUAUACACCGCAACGGAGUGUACCAGACGGAGCAGCUACGGAGAACAACAUAGCGAUAUCGCACCAUCCCGCGUCCCAAACGCCCAACUCCCCAGCUAUGCCACCACCUUCAGCAAUGUCUCAGGAACAGAUAGCCAAGCUCCAGUCUGAAUUGGAUAUAGUAACAAUGAACAUGACCGUUUUGGGUGAUAUGUUGACGGAGUUGAAGCCCGGUCAGGAGGAUCCAUCAGACUAUCAGCUGUUAACCGAAUUGGCAAACACCUGCCGAGAAAUGCAAAAUCGUAUCGUCGAGCUGAUAGGCAAGGUUCACCAUGACGAACUUACAGCCGAGCUAUUGCGGCUCAACGAUGAGUUGAACAAUCUCUUCCUACGGCAUGCACGGUUCGAGAAGAAUCGAGAUCCAACAACGGCAUCCUCAACGACUCCAUCAGCCAUUUUGGGUGCUGCAAUGGGUGUUCCCCCGAGGGCAGAUUCGGCGCCACCGGUGUCGCCCGAUAAGAAAGAUUCGCUGAUCGAUCUUAGUGACGAAGCUAGUGGUGGUGGUGGCGGUGCUGCUCUCGGUUCCCAACUGGCCGGCUUAAGCCUUGGAAAGACCGCCACCGCUACCUUCCAGCUGUCGCAACUAAACAGUGUAGCAGCGCAAUCUGGUGCGGCUACUGGAAAUACAAACAAAAAAAAUCCACCUCCCGAUGUGGUUUCCGACGAGUUUGAUAUGCUUGCACAAUCUCGAAAUACAACGGGGGAUAACUUGAAAGAUACCGGCAAGGUGGAUUUACUGGGUGGUCAAACCAAGUCGACUAGUUUGAACGCACGUGACACCGAGUUUGACGAAAUGGAAAAAUGGCUCGGCAAUCCGGAGGAUAUCGACAACCUUGAACCGGCGGAGAAUGGCGCCGGUAACGUCGGUGCUGAAGAAAGUCUCACCAGUAAAGAGUUUGAAAAAUUUCUUGCCGAACGUGCUGCGGUGGCUGACAACCUCCCGACGAUUUCCGGUCAAACCGGUAGCACCAAUACCAGUGUGGCGAAAGAUCGCAAGAAAAAGGACGAAGAGGAGGAACUGUUGACUCUUUGAAUCGAACGGACGUAGGUAUGACUACUACUUUAACUAGUGCGACGGGUGGGGUUUAUUGUAUGUGAUAGAUGUAUUUUCGUGGGUAGAGCAAAAGUAAGCGUAUCAAAGAGAUGAGUUAAUUUAUUUUCAAUUAACCAAUGCGUUGUACAUUUCGGAUACGUCCGGUGCGAACGGUGUACAUGAACUUAUUGAAGACAGCAGGCGCCAUAUUCUAUUAUGUAUGAUAAUUGUAUUUAUGUUUAUUAUUUUACACAAGUUUUGGGCUAACAAUCGUGACGAAGAAAUUUUACUGUAUCAGACUAGAAUAUAUUCGUAGUUGUGUACCAGCGAUUCAAAUAUAAAGUUUUUUAAGUAUAUUGCCGCAAAAAUUACAAUGAAACAUUCUAGUAUAUUUCUAUAAGCCUAACAAUCCUAGACUCAGCACAUUACUCACUUAUUGCAGUCCAAACAGUUACGACAACUACUAUACAACUACGAGAUAACUAAAAAGUCACGCGAAAAACGCUAGUGUUAGCGUACUUUAGGCCAGCAAUUUUAAUAGUAGACAGAUCUCACGCCAACUUGUCUAUGGGGUUGGUAGUAACCUUUCAGAAUCUAACUACUUCGGCUAAUUAAACAACUUUGCUUACUAGGUUUUUCUUAAAUUGACAUUGACUGUAAAACAUCAUCACAUUCAUCAAUGGUUUGAACCAUGUUUGAAAAAUAACACAUUUUUAGACAUUUCUUUAAUUUCAAUUAAAGAGGUUUCAACCUUAAGGUCAUUCGCUUCUUUGGGUUUGAAAAAUCUGUAACCCUAUGUGCGGGGUUUGGAUUCGAACCCAGGUGAGUAGUAGUGUAGUAAUUUUAUUUUUUUUUUCGUUCCAACAUUUAGAACUUAAUACUGGGCCCGUACACAUUCAUUUAUCUUUUUAUUAUCUCUUUCAGUUGUUUUAAUUUAUAACGAAGGCUAAACAAAUAAGGUUCUUUUCGAAAGGCAGUUUUCAUGCCCACAAAGUUUUAUUGCAUUCUGAGAGGGUGUUGUCAAACACCUCGUCGAGUUGGGGUGUAAUCUGUCAGUAGUCAUUUUAUUGUGAUGCUUUCUUGUUGAAUAUUUUGAAUCAAAAACUACAAGUUGUUUUUACACAAAAAACAUUCAAAAGUUAAGUUUAGACUACCCACUAAGGGGACAAAUUUUAUUUUAAUCGUCUUUAUUCGAACCAAAAAUAAUAUGUGCUAUCGUUCAAAAAUACGAGAAUUCAAACAUUCUAUGCGUGUGAUCAGCGCAGCCAUAUUAAGAUCAUACAAAUUCGAUAACUGUUUUGGUUGGCCAGACUUAUCGAAAUUCAUUUUCAAACUUAUUUUUAAGGUUAGACUGCAGAGGCAAAAUUACAAAUUGACAAA